AUGGCGGCAGAGAUUCAUCCCCGCCCGCAGACACGCAAACCCGUCCUGCUGAGCAAGAUCGAGGGUUUCCAAGAUGUGGUAAAUACGGCUGUGAUCAUCCCCAAAGAGGACGGCGUUAUCAGCGUAUCUCAAGACAGGACAAUCCGUGUGUGGCUGAAGAGGGACAGUGGUCAGUAUUGGCCCAGUGUCUAUCACACAAUGCCUGUUGUGUGUUCAUGCAUGUCAUUUAACCCAGAGACAAGGAGGAUCUCUGUAGGGUUGGAAAACGGCACUGUAUCGGAGUUUGUUCUGUCAGAAGACUACAACCAAAUGACUCCUGCUCGGACAUAUCAGGCUCAUCAGGGUGGAGUGACCGUGGUGCUGUUUGUCUUAGAGAUGGAGUGGGUUCUAAGCACAGGUCAGGACAAGAGCUUUACGUGGCACUGCUCGGAGAGCGGACAGCAGCUGGGCACAUACAGGACCACAGCAUGGGUGUCUGGACUACAAUUUGAUGUGGAGACCAGACAUGCCUUCGUGGGAGAUCAUUCUGGGCAAGUGACAAUCCUAAAGCUGGAACAGGACAACUGCAGCCUGGUCACCACAUUUAAAGGCCACACAGGCAAUGUUACGGCCUUGUGUUGGGAUCCCGUGCAAAGGGUUUUAUUUUCUGGAAGUUCUGAUCAUUCAAUCAUCAUGUGGGACAUUGGAGGCCGAAAAGGAACAGCUAUUGAACUGCAGGGCCACAAUGAUAAAGUGCAGGGUUUGUGUUACGCUCCUCACACUCGUCAGCUCAUUUCCUGUGGCUCAGAUGGGGGAAUCGUUAUCUGGAAUAUGGACGUCACUCGACAAGAGACCCCAGAGUGGCUCGACAGUGACUCGUGUCAGAAGUGUGAACAGCCUUUCUUCUGGAACUUCAAACAGAUGUGGGACAGUAAGAAAAUUGGCUUGCGGCAGCAUCAUUGCAGGAAAUGUGGCCAGGCCGUGUGUGGCAAGUGUUCCUCGAAACGUUCCACAAUUCCUCUCAUGGGAUUUGAGUUUGAGGUGCGGGUUUGUGACAGUUGUCAUGACUCGAUUACAGAUGAGGAACGGGCACCCACUGCCACGUUCCAUGACAGCAAGCACAGCGUCGUACAUAUGCAGUAUGAACCAACUAGAGGUUGGCUGCUCACCUCCGGCACAGACAAAGUCAUCAAGCUAUGGGACAUGACUCCAGUGGUGUCAUGAGAAUCCUCUAAAUCAUCUGCAAGCAUCAGUGAACCAGAGCUGAACCUGAACCGAAAAUCAUGUUUGUGGAGAACGAUCAGAUUUAGGUCACUUCUCGUGGGUGGAUUCAUCUCACGGAGGAAAAACUCAAGGAUAUCAUGGUUUUGAGUUCAGCAUGUGCGUUUGUACAGUAUGUAUUUGUGCAUGUGCACGUGGGUUAUGGGAACCAAUGUGUAAAUAUUGUUGUCUAAAUCUGCUCAUUUCAGGUUGUUUAUAUUGAUAUAAACCUGUGUUAUGUUGUGUGUAAAAAAUAUCCGCAUUCAUUCUGUCAUCAAGGAAUCCCUGUGUUAUUGCAUUAAAGCAUGCUGGAAGUGUUUUUAUAUUCAAGUGCCUUUACCGCAGCUCAAUCAGUGGUUUAGGCAUUGGAAAAUAAUGUCUACUAUUGCCUCUUGGUCAUGAUCCACUAAUCUGUUUGACUGUACAUGUAAGCACUUAAUUUUACUGGCAUUUUAACACCAGUAUUAAACAUGCACAUAUUCACAAAUAUUGUUGUUUAUACAGGGUACAAGUUCAGUGAUGCUUCAUUGUAAUAACAUUGUGUUUGAUCUGAUUAAAGCUGAUGUUUCAUAUACAUCUUAUUACUGUAGAAACACUGUUGUAUUUGGUUCAUCAUUGGCUCAGAAAAUAUGAUGGUGGUUUAAAACAUAAUUUGAUUUCCGUCAGGCAUGAAUACAUAUAUUGACUCACAGUGACUUUACAAAGUGAGUUUCCUUUAGCGUGAUUUGGGCAUUACACAAUACGUUAAACGCUACUUGUUUACAAAGCACAGAGAUAAACAGCGGGAAUGACAAUUAGUUGCAAAUGUGGAGGUUGAAUUUUAAACUAGGGUUUUGUAAGGAUUUAUUUUAUUGAAGGGUUUUAUUUUGUAUUAUUUAUAAAGUUCAUUUUAAAGUACAGUGCCGUUUUAACUUUUAAGGUAAGGAUUUUAGAAAAAUCUUUUAACGCUCUUAAUGCUCACCAAGACAUCAUUUAUGUGGUUUUCUAAUGUUUAAAUUGUCAUUUUUGAAAGUCAUGAUCUUUCAGAAAUCAUUCAAAUGCACAUGAUUUGUUGAUCAAAUAAAAAUUGAAAAUGGG
Molecule: messenger RNA, 2316 nt
Organism: Danio aesculapii
Lineage: Eukaryota; Metazoa; Chordata; Actinopteri; Cypriniformes; Danionidae
Gene: wdfy2
Product: WD repeat and FYVE domain containing 2
Exons: 12
Coding region: 1-1203 (400 amino acids)
Molecular function (GO): protein binding; metal ion binding
Source: RefSeq, a predicted model, not a curated record